GGAUUUACAAUACGUAUUGUAAGAGUGCAGUAAAGAAGUGUCGUCAUCAAGAACAUGUCAGAAUACACAAAAUGUUAUACUCCCGUAAUCCUAUAUUAAAAUCUCGGUUUUCUGGAAUUGUAAUCGAGGAAAGUUUUUGAGAAACAUAUUCAUUUAUCAGUAUAUAUUGGAGUAUAGUAUGAAGUAUCAGCAGCGAGGACAAUAGAGAUCGACGGCCAUCUAACGAUGAAGUGAAGAACUAUUGUCACAGGUUUCUAGCGUCAUCUAAGAAUUGCAUCAACUUGGAACAAGUCUGUUUCGUGCUCGAGCAGGAUGAUACAGCGGGGCUGGUAACGGGCUGAUCUCGACCGAUUUGCGCACGGUCGAGUGUUAAAAAACGGGAGGGAAAGUGAAAGGUGCGUGUGUUAUUCAAUAUCGCCGGACGUGUUGAACGAAAUUUCAUUUUCGGCGGUGCUCAGCGGCGGCAGGAAAAGCUGCAGCUUGUAAGAUGCAAUAUGGAGUCGUUCUUGGAAUUGUUUGACCCAGAUAGUCACACGAAUGUGAGAAAAGAUACAUGGAAUGACUCUGAAAAUGAAGGAAAUGGAAUGUCGGAUUGUGAGAAUUCAAGCACUGACGACGACCAAGAAGAAAGACUACCACCAGAGCCAGAACAAGGCAAUGUUGAGUACAAAUUAAAGUUAAUCAAUCCAUCUAGUCAACGGUUCGAACAUUUAGUAACACAGAUGAAAUGGAGACUUAGAGAGGGUCAUGGGGAAGCUAUUUACCAAAUCGGUGUGGAAGAUAAUGGAAGACUAACAGGUUUAACAAGAGAGGACAUGAAAGCAUCCUUGAAAACAUUAAAUGAUAUGGCAGCUAGACUAGGUGCAACAACAACUAUAUUGCGUGAAAGGCUUGCCAAUUCUAAAAAUAAAGAUAUAUCCACACACAGUAACAAUAAAGAAGAAAAGCGAGUAGCAGAGAUUUUGGUGAAAAAAUUAAGGAAAGGAGACAGGGAGGAUCAGGAUAGUAUUGUCGAUCUGAGACUUGCUGUGACUGGUGCACAGGAUGCUGGGAAGUCAACUCUCUUAGGUGUUUUAACACAAGGUGAACUAGAUAAUGGUAGGGGAAGAGCAAGGUUAAACAUGUUGCGACACCUUCAUGAAAUAAAAACUGGUCGCACUUCAUCGAUUUCACAUGAAAUCAUAGGGUUCGAUAACGAAGGACAUGUACUGAAUUACGCGGAAAUGGCAACCGCUGAAGAAAUAUGCGAACACGCUUCAAAAGUCGUAACUUUUAUAGAUCUUGCUGGACAUCGUAAAUAUUUAAGAACAACGGUUCUAGGUCUUACCGGAUACUCACCUCAUCACGUCAUGCUAGUCGUAGCGCCACCUAUGAACGAAGCAUCGCAGGAACACAUGGCUUUGUGUCUUACUUUGGGACUUCCAUUCUUCAUAGUUUUAAACAAAAUAGACCUCGGUUUUUGUAGUACCGCAGAAACUACAAGUCAGUUGGAGAAUGCAAUUAGCGCACAAGGUUAUUCUAAACAAUUAGUAAUGUACAACGAUAGUCACGUACCAUGGGAUUAUGAGUCGGAUGUAAUACCAGUGUUCAAUGUAAGUUGCGUCACUGGCGAAGGUUUAGAGGAUUUGACGAAUUUUAUUAAGAAUUUAUCACCUUAUGAUGUCAACUCGACAGAUUCAGAAUCUGAAUCCUGUUUAUUUCAAAUCGAUGAAACGUUCAGGGUAGCAGGUUUAAACGAACCUGUUUUAGGAGGAUUGCUCGUAAAAGGAGCGAUCGCUCCUGGCACUCGACUGCUGGUAGGACCCCUGCCAGAUGGGGAAUUCAGUCCUGUCAAGGUCGUUAGUCUGCAUCGUAAUAAAGCUCCUUGUUGCCUAGUAAGAGCAUCUCAGAGUGCCAGUUUAACAUUGGCACCGCCAAAUAAUCGCAGCCCGCCAUUACCUCAUCUGCGACCGGGAAUGGUUUUGGUAUCAUUGUGGGAUCAACCACACGCGACAUUAUUUUUCCAAGCGACUGUGUUAAUAGUGUACCACGCGACAGCAAUAUUCUCUGGUUUCCAAACGACAGUUCAUGUAGGAAACGUAAGGCAAACGUGCAUCAUUAAGGGAAUAAUGGAUGCGAAUGAUAGAGGUUUGCAGACAAACGACACAGCCUCUGUGCUGUUUAGGUUCGUUAAUCACCCAGAAUAUCUGCAUGUCGGUAUGCGACUUUUGUUGAGGGAGGGUCGCACCAAGGGCAUUGGCAAAAUCACGCAGAUCUUUCCGUUGAUAGGCCAACAAAACAGUAUUCAAUAAGUCGAACGAAAUUUUGCGUGUAAAAAGUAUUAAAUGUUUUAAGUUGUUUCUGAAACAUGAAGCAUUCGGUUAUUCUAACGUGACAUGUCAUUAACGUACAUACCUAGCGUAAGCAUCGUAAAAUCAUUUACGACUUCUUUGGAACAAUCUUUGUACGCGAAGACUUUGCCGUGGUAUUUUAAACAAAAUAUGAAAUAGAUUUCUUCGAUGGGUGUAGAACAUGUACAUAUCAUACGUAGUUGUUCGAUUUGAUUUCGUGUACGGUUCCGUUUCUUUUUCUUGACACAACUGUCAGGAGGAUUUAAGAAUUUUAAAAUACAAUGUAUUUGGGAUUGUUCAAGAUAGUAGCACCGUGAAAGAUGUUAGACAGUAUGUUCGUUUUAUUACGGAUCUACUGUAUAAGAUAAACUGCGAAAAAAUGUUAAAAAAAGUUUUUGCUUUAAGUAUGAAAAAAAGAGACUUGAAAAGAAUGUUUAUGAUUAUUACAGAUUCGUGUUACGAAAUAAAUAUUGUCUCGAUAAUGUGAUGUUUUGCGUGUAACGCUCUAAACGACAAAUUUUGCGUGAGAAUUAUAAGAAAGUGAAAUCCUUAAACAAAAAUUAAAUAUUAUACGUUAUAAACGAAAGUUUAGAGGUAUUAAAAUUUGAAAUACACAGAAUAAAUAUUUUCAUAAUCGAUUACUGACACGUCGAGUAUUACAUAGAACAAUUUUCAGUUUAGAAAUUACCAAAGUUUAAACGAUUCUGUGUAUUGUCAAACAAAAAAAGUGUUGUUUCUGAUAGACGAAGUUACUUAAACACAAGACGGUUGUACUUAAAAUUAAUUGCGUGAAAUUUUUUAUAUAAUUCGACGUUUCAUAUUCUAUAAAAAAAUAUGUCGAAAGUUUCUGUUAUAAAUUGUUAUACAGCCGUCCAAACGAAGAUCUUCAAUUUAUUUCUGUUGCAUUGGAUUAUAGUCUUUGUAUUAUAAACUGUAAUAUAUCUUCAAUAAAAAAAAUUUACAUAU
Nomia melanderi (Alkali bee) is the source of this 3296-nucleotide messenger RNA. Its product is annotated as GTP-binding protein 2. Gene Ontology annotation, molecular function: GTP binding; translation elongation factor activity; GTPase activity. The record is from RefSeq and is a predicted model, not a curated record. NCBI's taxonomy places the organism in Eukaryota, Metazoa, Arthropoda, Insecta, Hymenoptera, Halictidae. Gene Ontology annotation, biological process: translational elongation.